AUGGGCCUCGAAUAUGUCUUUGUACACCUCAAGUACACCAUCCCACCAGCAGUCGCGCUAACUCUCCUGUACCGGCCAUUGCUCACCAAGAUGGACAUCUAUAAGCUUGGAUUUCUUAUCAGCGUCGCCGUGAUAUCAACAUUACCAUGGGACUCGUAUCUGAUUCGAAAGAACAUCUGGAGCUAUCCAAGCCAUGUCAUUGUUGGCCAGACGUUCUUCAAGAUCCCGGUGGAGGAGAUCUUCUUCUUCAUUGUACAAACUUACAACACCUCACUUUUUUAUCUGAUUCUCAGCAAACCGACAUAUCAACCUGUGCUCCUCACGGCCGUGAGGGGUGAUGGUCAUCCAAACGGCGUGCUGAAUCCGGAAUGGCGGAAUUACCGGGUGGCUGGUCAGUUAGUCUUGGUGGGUAUCAUUGGCUGGGGCUGGUGCAUGGUCCUUUCUGCAGGGCGUGCUACCUAUGCCGGUCUAAUCAUCAUUUGGGCAGUUCCAUUUCUGGUGUUCUUAUGGACUCUUGCGUAUCAGUUCAUCAUCAGCUUACCCCUCUCGAAUACACUCGCACCCAUUAUGCUGCCUACUGUCUACCUUUGGAUGGUGGAUACUCUAGCCUUGCAACGGGGUACGUGGGUAAUAAACCCGGGCACUAAAAUGGGAGUCCAUCUCUGGGACGGCCUGGAGAUAGAAGAGGCGCUUUUCUUCCUCUUGACCAACGUGGUCAUAGUGUUCGGUCAGAUCGCCUUCGACAGUGCCUUGUCAAUUCUCAGCGCCUUCCCCGAUCUGUUUCCAGACUCUCCGCCACUGCCAUCGCCUGCAUUUCUGAUGCGGGCCUCGCUGAUGCCCGCGUCAAGGUUCGACGAGAACCAAAUAGCAGGCUUGCGAGAAGCUGUCCAGCGUCUCGAGAAGAAAAGUCGCAGCUUCUAUGUCGCGAGUUCAGCUUUCCAAAGUCAGAUCCGUACUGACUUGAUUUUGCUCUACUCGUUCUGCAGAGUUGCAGAUGACCUUGUGGAUGAUGCCCGCAACCCAACUGAAGCCCGCACUUGGAUUGCGAGGUUGCAAGAGUUUCUCGAACGGGCAUAUGAUGGAAACAGCGAGCAAGCUGCCACGUCCAACUUUAUUCGAACGACUUUUCCGAAGGAGACGCAGGCGGCGCUCAUCCAAGUGCCCAUUAAGAAACUCUCCCGUCAACCCCUGGAAGACCUGCUGCGUGGGUUCGAGAUGGACAUGUGCUUCUGCCAAGAUAAGGACGGCCCCAUUCUUGUCGAAUCGGACCUGGAUAUCUAUGCGCAUCGUGUCGCUGGGACGGUCGCAAACAUGUGCUUGGAGCUCAUUUUAUAUGAUUACGACACACACGUGAAAGGGGAGGACCGACAGCGUAUUAUUGAAGCCGGCGAUCGCAUGGGGGUUGCCCUUCAGUGCGUCAACAUCGCUCGGGACAUCGCUGUCGAUGCGAGCAUGGGCCGUGUUUACAUCCCGCGCAGUUGGCUUAAGAAAGAAGGCCUCAGUGCGAGCUCGAUAUUACACAAUCCGCAUAGGCCAGUUGUGGAGAAGCUCCGGAGCCAGUUACUCAAGAAAGCCUUUGCCCUGCACAAAGGUGCCAAAGACGCAAUUGAGGAGCUGCCUGUAGAAGCACGAGGGCCCCGUCGUGUGGCUGUGGAGAGCUACAUGGAAAUCGGGCGGGUGCUUAGGCGGGAAGGGUACGUGGUCAAGGCGGGCAGAGCCACGGUCCCGAAGCUGAGAAGGUUGCGCGUCGCUUGGAAGUCUCUGAGGUCCCAAUGAUACAAGUCUUGGGCGGUUUGCAGUGAGUUCGGAAGCCGGAGUGGUGCUCUGUACCUCUUAAGGACGACGAGGUGCUCAUGCAGCAUUUAUUAGGCUUUUUGAUAGACCAGGUUACUGAUCGAGAUUAAAGCAAGCCAAACACUGCCUUAAUCUGUGGGAAUUUCCGCUCCGUCUUUUGGUGGCGCUAUGUAGGUCCUAGUAGUUGGAACGCCCUUUGGUCUUGGAAACAUCCACCUGCACCACAUUCACCAUAGAAGUGGAGUGUUUGCAUUAUUUUAUGUGAGCAUCGAUCUAAAUUGGACUGACG
Messenger RNA from Westerdykella ornata, 2083 nucleotides. Its product is annotated as Lycopene beta-cyclase. The coding region runs from base 1 to 1776 and encodes 591 amino acids. Gene Ontology annotation, biological process: biosynthetic process. Gene Ontology annotation, molecular function: intramolecular lyase activity; geranylgeranyl diphosphate synthase activity. The record is from RefSeq and is a predicted model, not a curated record. The transcript has 4 exons. NCBI's taxonomy places the organism in Eukaryota, Fungi, Ascomycota, Dothideomycetes, Pleosporales, Sporormiaceae.